Molecule: messenger RNA, 430 nt
Organism: Homarus americanus (American lobster)
Lineage: Eukaryota; Metazoa; Arthropoda; Malacostraca; Decapoda; Nephropidae
Product: WD repeat-containing protein 74-like
Exons: 3
Coding region: 116-415 (99 amino acids)
Molecular function (GO): protein binding
Source: RefSeq, a predicted model, not a curated record
CUCGUGGGUGGGUAAAGGAACGUUGUACGGCACCACAUGUUUACUGUUUACACCAGCUAGUUGUUGUACUCGAAAUACGGAGUUCCAAAUAGUGUAUCCCAAAUAAGAAUAUAAUAUGGAGGAGCCUGAACAAGAUUUUAAUGUGUUUGUAGGCACAGAGACGGGAAUAUUGAAAGGUGUAAAUCUAAACCAGAAGGCUGUAAUCCACAAAAAUUUCCAUAAAAUUAAAGCUUUGGAAAGUGACCAAGAGAUCACCUCUAUAGCAUGGGGUGAGGAAGCACAAACAGAGGUUAUGAUGGGCCUCAGAAACCAAACGAUUCGAAUUUUUGACACAGAUGCAAUGGCUUUUGUAUCCUCCCGUAAAAUUAAUGUAGGUGAGGGACCAAUUGUCUCUCUAGCAAGAUGGGACGGGUAAGUAACAUGCACAUUU